Molecule: messenger RNA, 8278 nt
Organism: Paramuricea clavata
Lineage: Eukaryota; Metazoa; Cnidaria; Anthozoa; Malacalcyonacea; Plexauridae
Source: the annotation of a GenBank genome assembly
AUGCCAGUCGCCUUAAAUUGGUCAAGUGAAUCCAUCACUGUACUUGGGUGUCGGAUUGGCAAUGAUGUGGUGCCCGAUUGGGAUUCUCUGCUUACUAAGUUUGAGAGUCAGCUUUCCUUAUGGAAAUCUCGACAGUUGUCGUUCCGCGGCCGAGCACUUAUUGCUAAUGUGCUGGGGCUUAGUCUCUUUUGGUAUCAAGCAACUGUCUUUGAUGUUCCAAAGGUAGUGAUCGCCAAAAUCAAUAAGAUCCUUUUCCCUUUUGUGUGGAACAAAAAGAAGGAGUGGAUGGCUCGUUCGUCUGUCGUUCAGCCUUUGCAUGAUGGAGGUUUGGGUGUCGUGGAAGUCUCACGCAAGGUUUCAUCUCUCCGUACAGCCUGGAUUCGUCACUAUUUUGCUGACUCAGCGCCACAUCCAUGGAAAGUGUUUUUUGAUUUUCAUGUGUCUUUAAUUUUUCCCAGUCAAGAUGUGGCCUCUUUGCUAGCUCGUGACACUAUCCCUGCCUAUCGAAUCAAACGCCUCCCACCAUUCUAUGCUUCUUUAGUUCGUACUUGGGUAGAUCUCAAGGGUGAAAAGGAUGGUCAAUGUUGAAUAAUUCCUCGUCCAGGUCUUGAUCCUCUUCCUAUUGAUCAGGUUUCUGCUCGGAUUAGUUAUUCCCUUCUUGGCAGUUAUAGCUUUGUCGAACAUCGAUCUGUGGUCAAGUUUCGUGAUCUUGGCAUUUCCGUCAACUGGAAAGAAGCCUGGUCCAGUCUUCGUCUUUGGCGUUUUGUUCGCUCCGUUCAAGAUACAUCUUGGCUGUCGUUUCAUGGGAUCCUUCCAACUGCUGAUCGACUGGUGCGUUUUGGAAUGAAUGUCAACCCUUUGUGCUUUUGUGGUCAGCCCGAGACUCUACUUCACCUGUUUACCAUCUGUCCAUUUGGUACAGAGAUCAUCGAGUGGUUCUUGGUGCAGUUACGUCUGUUCAGGCCUACUGCUGUUCUUAAUGAUGCUGCAAUUUUGUUUGGUUUCACCGCCACCUCUCGUGUUCCCGUGGUUUUCACUGCAUUGCUGGGUAUCCUGCGCCAUCAUAUCUGGUUGGCUCGUAAUCGCCAUCGUUUCGAACAUGUUCCUCCAAAUGUCCCGGAAACCAUGCGGAAAGCUCGGUCCACCUUCCGAUUCCUGGUGCGUAUGCAUCGGCGUCAUUGUCGCUCACCUGAACAAUUUGAUAACGAAUGGCUGGUUAAUGGCAUUGUAGCCUCUAUCACUGAUCAGGGUUGGAUUCGGUUCAAUCAUGAUUUCAUCACUUGAGUCUUCCUUCCUUGUGAUUUUUUGGAGGCACAGGGGUCGCCUUAUUGGCUGUACUGCUGUUGUCUUCAAAACUCUCUUGUUUGUUUUGUUCAUGUCAUUUCAGUUGCAAUUGUACUUUUGUUUUCUCCUGAUAUUGCGGUCGCCUUCAUUGGUUGCACUGCUGUAUUCAGUGGGAUUGAAUGUCCUGUUGGUCAUUUUUUGUUCGUAAUUUGUUAAUGUCAUUUGUUUAAGGGAGCAGUUGUUUCCUCUUUGGUCAUUUCUGUCUUCCUUUUAAUUUUUGUCCCAUGGUUCGCAUCGACUUUGUCCUUGUGGGUUGCAUGGGAAUUCAAUUUUCCUUCGAUCUUAGUUAACCAGUGGGUUGUUCAUGUCGACAUCAUGUUUAGUUAACAUCAUUUCCCAAGCCAUUCACCAUCAUAGGUUUAGGGACCCCUGGACGUGACGAUGCUUGCAUCUGAUCGUUCCGGCCAUUCAUGGUUGUCUCAUGGCACGGGGGAGAGGAUCGUACUCUCUGUUGAUUUGCUUGCUGUGUAGCAACCCCCUGGGUGCGGCGAUAUCACGGGUCCAGGCUCCAUUGCACCGUCGGAGUCGAUAAGCCCUUCGUCGUUCAACUCAAAAUAAGAUCAAGUGUAGAAUUUUGAUCUUAUUUUUGGUUUAAUUUUAUAAAUUAUUAUACUAAGUUAAAGAUAAAGUUCUGGUGUACAUUGUGGUUAUAUUUUCAAGUUGGAUAGUUUUCGUUAUUUCAAGUUAUUUGCUUGUUUAUAAUCAUUAUUGGUUGAUUCCACGGUUGCUAUCGCUGUAAAAUUCAUUAUUUGGUUUUUCAAAUAUAACUUUUCAUCUGCUGGUCGGAUUCGUUUCAAAUUUGGUGUGUGGAUUGUGAUAUUGUAUCUUGUUAUAUUGUCAUUGUCUGGAUUAUUAUUUGUGCGUCGUUCGUGAAUUAUACUGGCUUUUAAUUUUCGUCCGGAUUAUAUUUGAAUAAAUUAUUACGCAACAGUUUGUAUUAAUAUUGUGAUCCUUGUUCGUCUGUUUCUCGUUUAUGGUUCAUUAUCUGUUGAAAUUGUCGUCGGAUUUGAAUUUAUCUCGCCAGUGGGAACAUUUUGAUAUAGUAUUUGUAUUGUCUUGUUGAUUAUUUCGUGAAAUAUCAGUGGUUUGGAGUCUAGUGCGUAAAGUCCGUGUAUCAUUGUUUAUUUCCCGUCAGAGUUUCGUAUUUCGUCUGUAACUUUCGUGCAGUUUGUGAUAUACACAUAUAACUUGGCUAAUAUAUAGACAUCCUGGCUGUUAACAUCUUCAGCAAGUUUCAAGAGUAUACUGUUUAUAGAAUUCAAACUACAGCUGUUUUGCGGGUUUCCAACGGUCAUUUGACUUUUAAAAUUCCCGGUUAAUUAGUAUUCGGUUUUCGAAGUGUUUAUAUUAUUUGGGGAAUGCCCGUUCAUCGUUAUUGUCUAGCGCUGUGUGUCAUGUGGCGUUAAUAUACGAUUGCGUCUGUAACUUUUCCUGUUCUCUCGUUUAAUUGUUAGAUCUCCUGUAUUUAUUUGUACUGUCAUUCGUUAUUAUGUCAACCCAAGAUUCCCAAUCUCCAUUUGUUAAAUGUUCGGAUUGUAGUUUUAUUACCACCACGCAAGGUCAUUUGGGUAUUCAUCGUUCCAAAAUGCAUCACGCCAAUGUUCCUGACCAUAUUAAAUCGGUCAAUAUUGUCAGACUUUUUCCCGAUGGGAAGUCGUAUCAUUGCUGUUUAUGUAACAAUAUUAUUGGUUCUUUCCCGAAUUUUAAACGGCACUAUCUUAGUAAGCACAAAGGAAUUUCCCUAAAUGUCUCCGGUAAAUGUUCAUUAUGUAAUCGUACUUUUUCUGAUAACCGUGGCGCUGGCGUUCAUCUCCAACGUACCCAUCAUAUUGGGAAAGAUGAUCCCUACCCCCUGUCUCCUACCCCUGUGAUGUCAUAUGUUGAUCAUGGAAUAACAGCAAAUAAUAGUGCCAUCACCCCAUCCAGGCGUAGUCGUAGAUCGAGAGCCGGGUUAUUGCGUGAAGCGUCCGUAUCCAUGUCAAGUAAUUUGUCCAGUCCUGUUCAGUCUAGUAUUACGUCAUUGUUACCUAACGCUGAUGUUCAAGAUGUUAGUAUUCGUGUUAUUUCUUCCACUCAAUCACCCAUGACCCUAUCCCAGUUAGUUAAUCCCUCUUCACCACGAGUCAAUCCCCCCAGUACCUGCAUUCCCACUACUGAUUGUUCAUUGAGAGUACCGACACCUGUCCUUAUUGACCCUGAUCCCGUUGAGGAUGACGUUCCAUCUUCUCCUCCGAGACCUAAUGGUUAUCCCAUCACCUCCAUUCCUUCCCAUCUACCAAAUCUUGAAGCAGUGGUCGUCUUAAGUGAUUGUACUGCUGUGAAUAGCAAUGCUCCAUCUUGUGUUUCCCCUCGUUCACCUAACCCUUCUACUCCUUCUCAAUCCUCCCCUCCAUGGUCAAGUCCCUCAACCCCCCCUAACCUUUCCCAGCAUCGUUCCCUUGAUCCUUCGGUCGCCUUCAGUGGUGGUACUGAUCGUGAUGGUGAUUGUGAUCCUAACCAGCCUUCUAAUCCAAACCCAAACAAUCCCUACUACACUCCAUCCUCACCAGAUUCCGCAUCCCAGAACCCUUUUAUCAUCCCCCCUCCCCUCUCCGAGUCGUUUCUCACGUCCUCAUCAAAUAUGUCAUUGGCUAAUAGUAACACCCCAUCUAGUCAUGCAGACCCUGAUCCUUCGGUCGCCCUCAGCGGUUGUACUGAUCGUGACGGUGAUUGUGAUCCUAGUAAGCCAUCUAAUCAUGUAUCAACUAAUCCUCCCGAAUUAUUACCCUUAAACUCAACGCUUAAUCCGUCAGCUCCUUCCUUCAUAACGCCUCAAACUAAGAAAUUGUAUCCAGUCGAGUUGGUUGACCUUGAUCCUGAGGAUGAUGACGAUGAUGACUUAGAACAUUCCAGACCUAAUUCCACUACAUCUCCAUCUACACCCUAUCUUGAUAUCAACAACAGCACCAUUCAAUCCGAUGAUAAUCCAUUAAUAGACAAUGAUCCUCCUCUCCCCACUGACAUCCCUAUUAACCCUAGUUCGAAUAGCAUCAAUCAGUCUGAAUUCGUCAACUCCUGGUCUAGUCGUAUCAAGUCAACCGAUUCCUUCGAAGCAUUUUCUUUCCAAUGUGAAAAGUUUGCGGAAGCGGUAGUUGAGGAGGCGAAGACGAAACCAAUUAAUGCAUCCCGGCCUAGACAAAGACCUAAUCGGCCCAAUAAUAGAAAUGUUAACAACCACCGUCCAAGAGUUCUCCCCAACCCCAUCGCUGCGAGAAGAAUCCAAACCCUAUAUAGAUUGUCUAAGAAAAGAGCAGCAAGACAAAUACUAAACGACAACAACACGGUCUAUUCCGGUACGAAUGAGCAAGCUAAGGAUUACUUUACUAACACUUUCUCUGCUAACCCUAUUAACAUUGAUGAAGUAUUGGAGUCAUUAAACCGUCAUGUUCCAACUGCUAAUGAAGAUCCCUCUGUUAUGGAGCCCAUGAGUGAAAAGGUUAUUAAGAACAAACUGAAAAGUAUGUCCAACUCGGCCCCGGGGAAAGAUCGCGUCGAGUAUCGCCACCUUAGACAGGUUGAUCCAGAGUGUAAAGUUCUUGCAUGUAUCUUCAACAAAUGUUUAAAUCAAAAGCAAGUACCAUCGAUUUGGAAAGAGUCCACCACGAUCCUAAUAUAUAAGAAAGGAAACAGUGAUGACGCCAGUAAUUUCCGUCCCAUAGCUUUAAUGUCUUGUUUAUAUAAACUUUUCACUGCUAUCUUAGCCUCCCGUGCCACCAAUUUUGCAAUAAAUAAUAAUCUUAUGUCGCAUCAACAAAAGAGUGCUAGACCGGCUGAAGGGUGCCACGAGCAUACAUUUACUUUACAAUCCAUAAUAGCAGAUUGCAAAAGGAACACGAAAGACUGUUACAUCGCAUGGCUUGAUCUUAGAAAUGCUUUUGGUAGUAUUAACCACGAAGCUAUAUACACAACACUAUGUCAUAUGGGCUUUUCAAAUUCAUUUAUUGAUUUAAUUAAAGACAUAUACACAGACAGUACAACCGUUGUCAGAACGUCACGUGAUGAAGAAACUCCACCUAUCAACAUUAAUGCUGGUGUUAAGCAGGGAUGUCCCAUUAGCCCAGUCCUAUUUAACCUUACGUCAGAGUUGCUUAUCAGAUGCAUCAUUUCAAAGUGCGAGGAAAAUCCCAACAUUCCUUUUAAGAUCCACAACCAUCCAGUAUCCAUCUUGGCAUAUGCGGAUGACCUGGUUAUCAUUAGUCGCACUAAAGAAGGACUACAAGAUCUCCUAUCUGAAGUAUCUAUGGCUGCGAAUGUGCUAAAUCUCUCGUUCCGACAGGACAAGUGUGCCACUCUUUGCUUGACGUGCUCCAGUAAAUAUCCAUCCAGAGUUUCUGAAUUCCAGUUUGUUGUCCAGAACGGUGAAAUUCCGUACUUGAAAAAAGAGGAAUCGUAUCGUUACUUAGGUGUUCCAAUUGGCUUAUUAUAUGAUGCGUCUGAUAUGAAAUCCAUCACGGACAGACUUAUAGCCGACCUAGAAAAAAUACACGUUUCCCUUCUGGCCCCAUGGCAAAAACUGGAUGCGAUACGAACAUUCAUACAACCUGGUCUCACGUACGCUCUUAGAUCAUGCCCGGUAUCACGAGAGUCGCUGAAAGAGUAUCGUUCUAAGUUAGUUGGUAUUUUAAAAUCAAUAUGUCACUUACCCAAGAGAGCGUCCAACUCAUACCUUUUUGCAGAUAAAUCGGUUGGUGGGCUUGGCUUUCAAGAUCCGUUCGAUGAACGUCACGUGCAAACAAUAGUACAUACGGUUAAGAUUAUCUCAGCUUCUGAUCCUUUAAUUGUUAAUAUCUCUCGUGACCAGCUUACCUCAGUUGUCAAGAGAUGUGUCAAGUCCAAAGAUAUCUCAUCCAGUAAAGUUAUUGAUGGUUUCCUCUCUGGUUCACAAGAUGGUUCCCUUGCCAAUCAUCAGAAUUCUAGUAUUACCCUCUGGUCCAGAUGUAGAAUUUCCUGUAGAGCCUUAAAUGUUUUAAUCCAUGAUGCCAUGGGAAAAAUUUCCAUCUCGAUGAAUGAAUCAACCACAGAGGGUGAUAAGAAGGUAGCCUCAUUUCUCCACCGUCACAUGAAAUUAAAACAUGCCAGUAUAUUGAAGUCGCUCAAAGACCAAGGCAAAGUGGCCAGAUGUCUUGAAUCAUGCCGUUUAAUUAGUACCAAUAAUUGGUCAUUUGACGGUACUGGUCUUCGGUUUUGUGAUUGGAGAUUUAUCCAUCGAGCGAGGACAAACACCUUACCAACAAAUGAUGUCAAGAGCCGCUGGUCGGAAGCUAGUCCUGUCUGCAGAAGAUGUCACAGCCUAAACGUUAAUGAAACACUUCCACACAUAAUAUGUCAUUGUAAACCGAACAUGACGGCUAUUACUGCCAGACAUAAUCGUAUAUUAAAUCGGCUUACUAAUGCUAUACACCUUGGUGAAGUAACAAUUGAUCAAGUCGUUCCAGGUGCCCCAGGUUUAAAUCGCCCUGACAUUGUUGUUAGAUCGGGUAACAAAGUUAUAAUAAUCGAUGUUACGUGCCCGUUCGAGAAUGAUGAUUCCUCCCUAGAAAUGGCAGCCCAACGAAAGGUGAAUAAAUAUGACUAUCUGAUUGAUCACUUCCAACAACACAAUCAAGAUGCCAAAGUGUUUGGGUUCGUAGUAGGUUCUCUUGGUGCCUGGUUUAAUGGAAAUGAGAACGUUUUAAAUGAACUUCAAAUUAACAGUCGUUAUAGAACUCUAUUUAGGAAACUUUGUUGUGCUGACGCAAUUCGUGUGUCAAGAAACAUUUAUGUGCAACACCUCACUGGUGUUCCACAGUGACUAUAUAGUAUAUUAAUGGUUAACACCGAACGCUAUCGUGAACUUUAAAAUAUAUAUAUUUGUAAAUAACUCUAAAUGCAACGUCAAACUAACCAGCACCUAGUCCAGUGUCUGGAGUUUAAAAGGGUUGCCAGUAAUGCCAAUCGAUGUAAUACUCUAUAGUUUUCCAAUCAGCUAAGCCAAUCAAUGUAAAUAAUUUCUAUACCUUAAUAAAAAAUUUCUGUUCUUAUCAGCUUAAUAUCUGAUAUGUUAGGCAAUGCCUAACUCAUAUAUUAAACUGAUUUUUGGACUUCGGCCAUGGGAUUGAAGCUUGCUUCGCCCUGGCCACGGGUUGUCUCGGUAUUGCACUACAUCCGAGUACGGCCCCUUCCCCACUCGGGGAAGAACAUUGUUUUUAUUUCAAAUCAAACUAUAAAGCAAUCUCUACUUUAUUAGACGAUUACACACACUUGAGUACUUUUCACAUGCCGAUCGAUUUAUAUUCGAAUACCACGUGAAAUAAUAUAUCAUGGCUUUCUCAUGCAUAUAUAACAUACAUAUCAUAUGACUUGUAACACUUUAUUAUUUAUCCUAUGCCGAUAUUUCACACCGGCCUUGUGAGCGUGUUUUCGUUCAGCUAUGAACCGAAUCAACUACAUCUAAUUUUAACUAACAUACUUUUUCAUUCUCUAGAUCGCGGCACAUGAUGUUCAAGACAAGAGGGAAACCCCCGAAGUACCACAAUCGCGUGUCAUCAUCAUCGCGUAUAUAAGGUGAGCGGCGCAAACAACAGCAUACUUACCUGACGCGAGAGGCACCUUGAUCAACUAGGAGGUCCUCUCAGGAUGAGGCCCUUUCAUUGCACUUCGACUGGGUUGACUCCUGCGAUUACCCCUAAUGUGGGUAACUCGAGCGUAUAAUUUCUGGUAGUGGGGACCUGCGUUCGCGCUCGUCCCCUUCAACAUAUAAUAUUCAUGUAUAAAGCCCGUGUUCGUUUCUUAACACCGCCGUGUGUGUCGAUUGUUUUUGUAUAGAAUCCCAUGUCAAACAUAUCGCUUAUCACAGAAGACACUCUUUAUAUAUUCUCCGUGCCGAAAUCUCUCCAUCUCCAGUUCAUAUUACAUG